Didymella exigua CBS 183.55 is the source of this 2331-nucleotide messenger RNA. RefSeq names its product TFIIH basal transcription factor complex helicase subunit. Gene Ontology annotation, biological process: positive regulation of mitotic recombination; nucleotide-excision repair; transcription by RNA polymerase II. Gene Ontology annotation, cellular component: nucleus. Gene Ontology annotation, molecular function: hydrolase activity, acting on acid anhydrides, in phosphorus-containing anhydrides; ATP binding; damaged DNA binding. The transcript has a single exon. NCBI's taxonomy places the organism in Eukaryota, Fungi, Ascomycota, Dothideomycetes, Pleosporales, Didymellaceae. The coding region runs from base 1 to 2331 and encodes 776 amino acids. The record is from RefSeq and is a predicted model, not a curated record.
AUGUGUGAUCUCAAACGCACGCUGGACCACGGCGGGCACUGCGUCCUGGAGAUGCCGUCAGGGACGGGUAAAACUGUGUCUUUGCUCUCCCUCAUCAUAGCCUACCAGCAAUUCUACCCAGAGAAGCGAAAGCUGAUCUACUGCUCGCGUACCAUGUCUGAGAUUGAAAAGGCCCUAGCCGAGUUGAAAGCACUCAUGAGCUACCGCACACAAGAGCUGGGCUACGAAGAGGAAUUCCGCGGCCUGGGUCUUACGAGUCGAAAAAACCUCUGCUUGCACCCAAGCGUAAAGCGUGAGAAGAGUGGCAACGUAGUCGACGCCCGCUGUCGCAGUCUUACUGCAGGCUUUGUUAAAGAGAAGAAGGAGCGCGGCGAACACGUCGACCUCUGCGUCUACCAUGAUAAUCUCGACCUCCUCGAGCCUCAUAAUCUGAUACCACCAGGUGUCUUCACCUUCGAUGGCUUGCUCAAGUACGGCGAGCAGCAAAAGCAAUGUCCGUAUUUCACAGCGCGCCGCAUGAUGCCCUACUGCAACGUCAUCAUCUACUCCUACCACUACUUGCUUGAUCCCAAGAUCGCAGACCGCGUAUCCAAGGAGCUGUCGAAAGACUGCAUCGUGGUGUUCGAUGAAGCCCAUAACAUCGACAACGUAUGUAUCGAGUCGUUAAGUAUCGACCUGACAGAGGACGUGCUACGGAAAGCCACCAAAGGAGUCAACAACCUGGAUCGAAAGAUCACCGAAAUGAAGACGACAGAUGCUGAAAAGCUGCAAAGCGAGUAUGCAAAACUGGUCGAGGGACUACGCACAGCAGAGGAAGCACGCACAGAAGACGCCUUCAUGGCGAAUCCAGCAUUACCAGACGAUCUUCUCACCGAAGCGGUGCCAGGUAACAUUCGGCGCGCAGAGCACUUUGUCGCGUUCCUCAAGCGCUUCAUCGAGUACCUCAAAAUUCGAAUGCGUGUCGUGCAAGUCAUCUCCGAAACACCGCCUUCCUUCCUUGAAUCGCUCAAAAAUGCCUCAUUCAUCGAGCGCAAACCCCUCCGCUUCUGCGCCGAGCGACUCACAUCGCUUGUGCGCACACUCGAGCUCACCAAUAUCGAAGACUACCAGCCCCUGCAAGAUGUCGCGACGUUUGCUACCCUCAUCGCAACCUACGAGACUGGCUUCUUGCUCAUCAUCGAACCCUUUGAGUCUGCGACCGCCCAGGUACCAAAUCCUGUACUUCAUCUGACCUGCCUCGACGCUGCCAUCGCCAUCAAGCCAGUUUUCGAGCGCUUCUACUCCGUUAUCGUCACUUCCGGUACAAUGUCCCCUCUGGACAUGUAUCCCAGAAUGCUGAAUUUCAACACCGUUGUUCAAGAGUCAUUCACCAUGACACUCACCCGCAAGUCUUUCCUGCCCAUGAUUGUCGACCGUGGCAGCGAUCAGAACCAGAUCACAUCUGGCUUCGAACAUCGCGGCGACAUUCAAGUGCAGCGCAACUUUGGUAACUUACUCAUCGAGUUCUGCAAACUCACACCCGACGGCGUUGUUGUCUUCUUCCCAUCCUAUCUCUACAUGGAGCACAUCAUCUCGGCCUGGCAGGGCAUGGAGAUCCUGGACACAGUAUGGAAGUACAAGCUCAUUCUUGUCGAGACACCCGAUGCGCAGGAAACAGCACUUGCCCUCGAGACUUUCCGCACAGCAUGCAAUAACGGUCGUGGCGCAGUCCUCCUUUGUGUCGCCCGUGGCAAGGUCUCUGAAGGCAUCGAUUUUGACCACCACUACGGCCGCACUGUGCUGUGCAUGGGUGUGCCCUUCCAGUACACCGAGUCCCGUAUCCUGAAAGCGCGCCUCGAGUUCCUACGUGAGACAUACCGCAUCAAAGAGCAAGACUUCCUGUCCUUUGACGCCAUGCGUCACGCAGCGCAAUGUCUUGGGCGUGUCAUCCGUGGCAAAGAUGACUAUGGUAUCAUGGUGCUAGCUGACAAGCGGUUUAACAAGAAGAUCACGCAGCUGCCGAAAUGGAUCCAGCAAGGCCUCGACACGAAAUCGACAAAGCUAUCUGUUGAUCAGGCAGUCAGCACCGCGAAGCAGUUCUUGCGCGACAUGAGUGUGCCACUCAGCAGACAACAAGCGGAGGGUUACUCGAGCUGGGGACCCGAGGAAUUAGCCGCGCAUCAGAAGAAAAAGGGUGAGCUUGGUAUCAGUGGCACAGACUAUACGGCUUUGCGCGCACUUGAAGGGAGAGCGGCGAUUGAGCACAUGGAUGAAGCCGAUGAGUUCGGUGAGGGGAUCAAGGAAGACGAAUUUGGGGGCCAGGAUAUGGAUGAGACCAUGGCUGAUUUGUAA